AUGCCCAACAAGCUGGGGCUCUGCAACGCCAACGGCAAGGGCACCAAGAAGGAUCUCAAGCUGGCAGCCAAGUAUUACCGGAUGGCGGCCAACCAGGGCGUGGAGAUGAUGGGCUUGCAGUGGGUCUGGAAAGACAAGGUCCGUCCCUCCCAGUGA
Molecule: messenger RNA, 156 nt
Organism: Puccinia triticina
Lineage: Eukaryota; Fungi; Basidiomycota; Pucciniomycetes; Pucciniales; Pucciniaceae
Exons: 2
Coding region: 1-156 (51 amino acids)
Molecular function (GO): protein binding
Source: RefSeq, a predicted model, not a curated record